Medioppia subpectinata is the source of this 1657-nucleotide messenger RNA. Lineage: Eukaryota; Metazoa; Arthropoda; Arachnida; Sarcoptiformes; Oppiidae. The record is from the annotation of a GenBank genome assembly.
AUGGCUCAAACGGUAGUGUUUGUAUUAGACGUGUCGGGCAGUAUGUAUGGCCCGCCCUGCGAGAGCCUACAGAUGGCCGCCUGGCGUUACAUCGAUGACGCGCCGGACAAUCAACGUUUAGGUAUUGUCCUAUUUGACGACCAGGCAUGGACUGCGCACCCGGUGGUACAGAUAACUGGGCCCGAUGUUAGGGCACGGCUACGACAGGCUGUGCCCCAAAUGGAUCGUGGUACUACCGAUAUAGGCAAGGGCUUACUACAAGGGUUACAGGCCCUUAGAUUGGCUAACCCGGUCACGGAAGGGGCGGUAAUAUUUCUGGUAACCGAUGGCGACAAUAAUUACCCUGAUUAUGUGGACCAAGUAUUGCAUGUGCUACAAGCGGCCAAGGUAAUAGUAAGAUGUUUGGCGAUUGGCCGGGACGCGGACCGUAAUCUGGAUCGUUUAGCCGACGCCACGGGCGGUAACGUGUCAUUCCUGCCCGAUGUCGGGCCUGAGAGUCGGGAAAUGGCCGAACGGGUAAUGAGCGCAGCCAUGCAAGAGGUAAAGGUCAGCCGUGAAAUGGCAGAAGUCGUGGUCAUCGGUAUCUACAACGAUAUCGUAACCCUAAAUGAAGGCAGCAAUCAUACCGUAGUACAGGUGCCCAUCGACCCGGACAUUGGCCGUAACACUAGCGUACAAGUGCUGUCGCACGACAUCGGCUCAUUAAUUAUCACGUUUGAGUCACCCGCAGGCGCUAUGGCCGACCAAUUUGUCAUGGAUGAUAGUUUAAAACGCGCUAGGUUGAAUGUGAGGCAGUGCGCGCCGGGUGUCUGGCGACUUCUGCUUACCAAACAGCCGGGUGUUAUACGCAAAGCCAUUAGGGCUCAGGUGGUGGUCGAAAGUGAAAUGUCUGGCACAGGCAGUGGGUCGGCCAUUGAGUUGUACGUAGGUAUUAGGGGCCAGGAGGCUAAUUGCCCACCACUGUUGGUGUGCCGACUGGACAAGGCUGGCGGACCAGUGUUGGGCGCCCACCUCACGGCUACGGUUGACCGACCGGAUGGCACCCAAACCCAUACACCCCUCGACCGCUAUCACACCGACGGCUAUUAUUAUAACUAUUUUACUGAUUAUUGCGGUGCCGGACGUUAUAACGUUAGCGUAUUGGCGGUCAAUGACGGCCCAAACACCACAUUCCAAGAUAAUGAGCUGGGUGAAUUCCGCAGACAGCGUGUGGCGCAUAGUUUUCAAUUGAGACAAGACCUGCCGGCCGUACCCCCGGACGACCACCUAUUUGACCAACUGGUGGCCAACGGGACGUUUGCCCACUUGAAGCAAAGAGACACUAGUGUGCAAUUUGUUGAGCUAGAUCACUCGCACCCAACCCCUGCAGCCCCGGUAGCGGCCUUACCGUCCCGACCCCCGAUUAGUCGCGAAAUGGCCGCAAAAAGGGGCACUCUAUCGGUAGAGUAUAUCAAGAUGAAAAAGGCGAUUAGAAAUUCAACAUUGUCCGAGUCGGAUAAAUUGACCAAGCUCGAUGAAUUGUCCGAUUUUAAUAAGUACUUGACAUCCACUCGCGAUACCAAUGAUGACGAGAUUGAUAGUUACCGGAGACGGUUGGUUGACAUAAGAAACACCCUCUAGUGUUACCAUCUAUUGCUUAAAUAUUGAAUAAUAAUUA